Dentiscutata erythropus is the source of this 1152-nucleotide messenger RNA. The record is from the annotation of a GenBank genome assembly. Lineage: Eukaryota; Fungi; Glomeromycota; Glomeromycetes; Diversisporales; Gigasporaceae.
AUGAGCAUAGAAAUAAAAAGCCAACUUGAGAGUAAAGGCUGGUACCUAAGUGACGAGGGCCUUGCAUAUAUACAAGAGAAUUUUGAAAGUGAACAACCAAGUACUGAAGAAAUUGUCAAAGAAGCCUUAAACACAGAUCUUAGACAAGUGAGCCGUGGAAUUUUACCUCGUGAUGUUUCAGAAAAAAAAGAAAUAUCUGGGCCAUUAGUUUUACAAUUACUAUCAAUAAUCAAUCUCUCUACUCCCUUGCAAAACCAACAAGCCACUCCAAGGCUAUUCCAAUUAACUUUCACUGAUGGUGCAAAAAAAGUCAAAGGAAUAGAAAUAUUUGGCCAUGUAGAAAAUGUGAGUCUGAAUACGCCACCGGGUACCAAGUUUUUAGUAAUAAAAGACAUUAGUAUUCAUGAUAAUUUAUUAUUUCUUGGACCUGGAAUGCUAGAAUUUUUGGGCGGCGAAGUGGAAGAGAUGAUUAAAGAAUGGAAAGUUGGAAGACAAGGUGAAGGAGCUGUAAAAGAUGAUGAAGGUCCACCUCCGUUUAUACCUUUCAAAAUCAAAAAUUCUGAUUAUCAAACGUCUCAACACAGUAAUAAUGAUCAAUUUAAUGAAUCGGUUAAGUUUAAUAAUAAGGAUAAUAAUAAUCAAUUAAAUAAUAAACGAGGUCAAAAUCAAAACAAACAUCAAAAUUCUCGACAACGAAACCAAAAUAAUAAUAGUAAUAGGGGGAAUCAAAAUAAUAAUAGUAAUAGGGGGAAUCAAAAUAAUAAUAGUAAUAGAGGGAAUCGAUAUAAUAGUAGUAAUAGAGGGAAUCAAUAUAAUAGUAGUAAUAGAGGGAAUCAAUAUAAUAGUAGUAAUAGAGGGAAUCAAUAUAAUAAUAGUAAUAGAGGGCGUGGACGUAAUCGAGAAAGAGGUGAAGAACAUUUUGACAAUUCUCACCAAGAAACUUUCGCAAGCCAUGGACAUCAUCAAGUAAGAGGUAGGAACCAAUCAUAUAACGAUGAUUUAUCUACAAAUAGUGGCCAAUACCGAGGCAGAGGAGAUCAACAUCAUGGCAAUUCUCCUCAACAGAAUAUGGUUGCAAAUCGUGGACAUUAUCGUGGACAUUACCGUGGACACGGCAACGAGAUGUAUGGCUGGGGUAGAGACGAACAUUGA